AUGUCGGCGCCUACAAUGCGUACGACCCUCCUCUUGACGGAGCAUCUGGGAUAUCCACCGAUUUCGCUGGUAGAUGACAUCAUAAACGCGGUUAACGAGCUAAUGUACAAAUGCACGCAGGCGAUGGAAAAGUACUUGCUAGAACGCAACUUUAUAGGCGGUCGCGACUAUACCGGGGAGAUCCAAGUAGGUAUCGCGAAAUUAGAGACUUUAUGGGAACAUUCUGUGGACAGAAGCUUCGACAAGCUAGAACUGUACAUUCUACGAAACGUGCUGCAAAUCCCACAGGAGCUGAUGGAAAACGGGUCGUUCCGGUUGCGGCACCACGAAUCUCUGGUGCUGCCUCGGGGUCUCAACGCAGAAGACCAGCUUCUCGAGGGUGUCGCAGCCAAGAUGCAAGAAUUGCGCGUUCAGCUGCUGCGGCAUGCAGCCUUGCGGGGACAGCUACAGAAGUGCCAAAAACUGCUUUUCCGAAUUCAAAGCUAUAAGAAACUGGUAUUGACGGCGUUCAAUGACGGGAAGGCGGCCCUCAAUGAGGAACAGCGCGCGAUCUGGCGAUCGCUGGCCCCCGUAAACGAAAGCGUCAAGUUUCUGUCGUCACAAGUACGCGAACUGCUGCUCGAGUCCAGCGACCAAUGCUCUUCAGAUCGCGUCCACAGUCUCAUAACGCACCAGGAAACGUCAAAAACAGGGUUGUACUCACGAACACGGUACUUAGCCCAAAACACCAGAUUGGAGCUCCAAGAACUCACCGGUGACGCCACCGAGCUUGCUUCCCAUUCUGAUCACGAAUUGGGCACUGAUCAGUCGCUACCAGAGAGCUUCUCGCUCGUUGAUCCCGAUUGGUCUGCGCUCCGAAACGCCAGCGCGCCCAACACACACCCACACACCUCACCGGAACACACCCACACACCACAUGGCACGUGA
Molecule: messenger RNA, 927 nt
Organism: Lachancea meyersii CBS 8951
Lineage: Eukaryota; Fungi; Ascomycota; Saccharomycetes; Saccharomycetales; Saccharomycetaceae
Source: the annotation of a GenBank genome assembly